GAGGAGGAGGAGGAGGGGGUGUCGGCCGCUCGGGCUGUGGGUCCCCGGGGUGCGGCGAGUGGGUGGUGCCGGAGCUGCCUGGACAGGCCGGGCAUUAGGGCCCCGGCGGAGCUCGCUCCCCAGGCCGCGCUGGGCGGGGUGCGAGGCGGGCUGGAGCGGGCCCCGGAGGCAGCGGCUGCGCCCUGAGCUGGGGAGGAGCCGGAGCCCGAGCCGGAGCUGGAGCUGGAGCCGGAGCCGGAGCCGGAGCCGGGGGCGGGGGCCUUGGCCAGGGUGCCGGAGCGCCGGGGUCAGACGGUUGGUGGACUCGGUCUGUGGAUCGCUCUGCCAGUCCUUCAGCUAGGCAGCCGGGCUGGGGCUGUUGGGCAGCCGGCAGUGAGGGCGGCGGCCCCGCUGCCCCGCUCCUCCUCCCCCGCGCCCGGUGCUGGGAGCCCGGCGCCGCCGCCGCCGCUGCCGCUGUGAUUGGGUGGAAGAUGGCGCUGGGCGGAUGGAAAUCCUAAUGACAGUCUCCAAAUUUGCUUCCAUCUGUACCAUGGCUAAUCAUUUGGAGAUAUAGUAGUGUUUUUUAAAAUCAGCUCCAUUUCAGAAUGAACACAUAAUUUAUACAUUUUUUUAAAAAGUAAGUACUUCAUUAGAUUUGCCAACAAGGCAGUUCAAAUAGAAGAUGAUAUUAGAGAGGCCGAGGCUGCAAGAAGCAUCAUGAUAUAAUCCAGGGCGCCAAUGCCUCGGCUUUAGAGAAAGAGAUUGGUCCAGAACAGUUUCCAGUCAAUGAACACUAUUUUGGAUUAGUCAAUGAGGUGAAUGCAGUAAGAUAAAUAAAGUUUGGAAACACCUGCUACUGCAAUUCAGUUCUUCAAGCACUUUAUUUUUGCCGUCCAUUUCGGGAAAAAGUUCUAGCUUACAAGAGUCAACCUAGGAAGAAAGAGAAUCUUCUUACGUGCUUAGCAGAUCUCUUUCACAGUAUAGCCACUCAGAAGAAAAAGGUUGGAGUAAUACCUCCUAAGAAGUUCAUAACAAGGUUACGAAAAGAAAAUGAACUUUUUGACAACUACAUGCAGCAAGAUGCACAUGAGUUUUUGAAUUACCUACUAAACACAAUUGCUGAUAUUUUACAAGAAGAGAGAAAACAGGAAAAGCAAAAUGGCCGUCUACCUAAUGGCAAUAUUGACAGUGAAAAUAACAACAGCACACCAGACCCAACUUGGGUUCAUGAGAUCUUUCAGGGAACAUUAACUAAUGAAACCAGAUGUCUUACUUGUGAAACUAUAAGUAGCAAAGAUGAAGAUUUUUUAGACCUUUCUGUUGAUGUGGAGCAAAACACAUCAAUUACUCACUGUUUAAGGGGUUUUAGCAACACGGAAACUCUAUGCAGUGAAUAUAAAUAUUACUGCGAAGAAUGUCGCAGCAAACAGGAAGCACACAAAAGGAUGAAAGUAAAAAAACUGCCCAUGAUUUUGGCGCUGCACUUGAAGAGAUUUAAGUAUAUGGAUCAGCUUCACCGAUACACAAAACUUUCUUAUCGGGUAGUUUUUCCUUUAGAACUUCGACUAUUUAACACUUCAGGAGAUGCCACCAAUCCUGACAGAAUGUAUGACCUUGUUGCUGUUGUGGUUCACUGUGGAAGUGGUCCUAAUCGAGGCCAUUACAUUGCAAUAGUUAAGAGUCACGACUUUUGGUUAUUGUUUGAUGAUGACAUUGUAGAGAAAAUAGAUGCACAAGCUAUUGAAGAAUUCUACGGGUUGACAUCAGACAUCUCAAAGAACUCUGAGUCUGGUUACAUCCUCUUCUAUCAGUCUCGGGACUGAAUGGGAACUGUGGUGAAGAGAUACUUUCUGCCUCAUUUCUUUGGUUAUUUUGGAAAGGAUCAAGCACUGAUUUUUCAAGAAAAGUGAAAUGCAGGGAGCUCAGGGGGCAGUAGCGCACUUUGCACACAACACGCAAAGACUAUGGAUUAACAAGCCCUUCAUAUCAUGGUAGUUGAUUUAUUUGCUCAGGUAUCAUGCUGUCUGUACAGUUCCGUGCAAGAAUAAUUUGAAAUCAGAGAUACCAGCUUCUCUUGUCAGAGUAGCCUUCCAGUAAUUGACAUGCAUUUUUUUCUUUGUUAUUUGCACCCAUAGCUUUGAAAGCCUUUUGGGUGCAGUAGAAAGAAUAGGAACCUGUGCUAGAUUGUAAUGAUUAUUUAAAAAGAAGACACUGAAUACACUGCAUAAAUUAGCUUAUGUUCAGUUUGGAGAGCAUGUUCUGGUUUUUCAUGAAUAAAUCUGAAAUAUUCUUGGGCCCAACACUUGUAGUUGCCUUCCUGACUUACUAGACUAACAUGAUGAACUCCAGUGUCAGGGAGGCAAGUAUGUUUUGCUUCUCUGAAGAAGCUUCUAAUAAUAUACAGUAUGUGUAUAUGUAGGGAACAAUUGGUCAAAGGUGGCUUUUUGCUUCCCCGAGGGGAAAGACUGGCUCUGUAAUUAUAGUUUAUUCUUAUUUAUUUGACUUAUUGUAUCUGCUAGAGUCUAAGUAUUGUAUGAAUUGUCAAUGAUUCUAUCAACAAGUUUUAAGGAUACUUCUGUUAGCUUUAGUCAGUUAAACCCUUUUAAGUGUUUAAUUUUCUAUUUUGAAGGAUAAAUUUGAAGUCUAUUUAAAAUCAUUUAAGAUAUCUUACGAAAAAUUCUAUGAGAGGAGGUAAAUUUUCUUUUCCAGGAGUAACUGGUAUCUCUGUCUAAAUAGUUUUUCCUUUGAUUUUAAUUUCGAAGUCAUCGAUUCUAUUCAACUUGGAUGAGAUUAAGAAAGCUCUGAAAUUUUUCUUAAAACUGUUGGAAUGAUAAAAAAAAUGUGUACCUUAAAGAGAUGCUGGUGCAGUGGUGAUAUAUUAUUCUUCAUAGUCCUUAAAUAUACUAACUGUUCACAUUGAGGAUGUGCUUGGAAAACCUGACAUUACAUAUGAUAAUUUCAGUAUGUCAUUUUUUUUCCUUGUGAAAUGAUCCACUACUCACUCUUUAGCGGCCUGGGUGAUUAGCUGAGUGUAUACCCUUUCAAUAUGAAAUUGUCUUGAAUAGUCUAGGAAUCCAAAAAAGAUAAAGCCAGCAUUUUUGCAGUUUUGCAAUAAUACUGGAAAGAAUUUUCAGAAAUUAAAUUUUUUGUUUGUAUAAUAUUUUCUGUUUUGGGUUUAAAAAAUAACUUUAGACACUAUUUAAAUCAUGGCAGCACCAGGUAAUAUGUAGUGUAAAAUAUGUGUAAACUAUUGCAAUUGCCACUUUUCCAUGCAUCAGUAUGUUGUCUGACAGUGGCUGAAUGUAACUUAUGGAAAAUAAUUGAAUAUAUAUUCCAAAUAAUAGCAAUCAGGCUUUGAAUGUUCUUUGUCACCCCUAUUCAGAGAGUAAUUUGUUUUUGCUUUACUGUAAUUUUCUAAAGUUAUUUUAUUAAUACUGUUAAAAUAUGAAAAAAAAAAGAAUGUUUUCUUUGCUGCUAUAAUUAGCAUUUACUUUUAGCUCAGGAAAAGACUUCACCUAUUCGUUCAGCUGAACAGAUCUUUAACAGGGUCACUUAACUAAUUGGGCUGUUUAAGAAAUGUGCAGGAAGAAAGUAGAGCUGUAUUUUAACAAAUUGCUUUUUAAGAUGCAAAGUUUCUAAAGCCUUAUCUUGGCUAGAAUUUUUUGUACAAAUUGUACAUAGCCUGCCUAACCUACCAGCAUUGCAGAGAGAAUUUAAAAAAAAAAAAAGAAAAGAAAGAAAAACCAAGCAUGUGAGAGAAAGUCAUGAAAAUGGAAGUAAAUAAGAUUUUUAUUAUAAGGGCUUAUACCAAAUUAUCUUGGAAUUUAGAGCUGUGUUUCUACAGCUCUCUCUGUACAGGGGAAAGGAAGAAAGUGAAGGCUGAAUCAUCUUAUUUCAUGGGUCAAGGCACAGUAUGUGUCAGAAAGAAAGAAGUCCUUUGCAUAAUGUCAUGUUAGUUGCUAACUAACAAAUGUUUGUUUUUUUACAUUUAAAAUGUAUUAAAAGCCAAGAUUAUAUUUCAUACUUUAGCAAGUUACAGCAUUUUUAUUGAGUUCAAUGAUAGUCAUACAUUUUUUCUCUGUUCACAACAUCUACACUAUAUUUCAUAAAAUGAUUUGUGGGGGUAGGGGUUGUGGGAGUGAUAGUUCUAAAUUUACUUUUUACUUCUAAUGCAACUGAAGCGAAGUAAAAAGUCAAAGUUGAUGUCAGAAACUAUAGUUUAUUUUUUAAACUAUCGGGGUGGGGAAGGAAGGAAUAUAAUAUAGUAAGCAAGAAAAAUGACCAAUAUAGAAAGCAUUAUAAAGUUGUCUGGUUGAUUGUGAUUAAGAUAAGAAUGGGAAAGAUUGUCUUAAGUUGUAAAUGGUGGCUGAUUGCUGUGUAACUAUGUAAAUGUUCAGUGGGAUAGCAGUCCCAUAUUUUGUAUAUUGGAGCAAAAAUUUCUAUGAAGUAUCUUUAAAGGGUGAGUAACCUAUAAAAAGUCCUACUCUUGAGUCACAUGACCUCUGUCUUAUAAAUCUUGUGUUUAGAAGAUGACUAGAGACAGUAGCUGUGAGCUUGGGAGAAAGGGAUGUGGGAGCCGAGUGUGUAUAUGGACCUCAUUGCCUCUCGCCAUCAGUUUGUUUUUUAUCUCCUUGAUGGCUGCAGAACAAAGACCUCACUUUCAUAAUGUACUAUUCUUGAUACAUUGUUUAAUGACACUCUUUGUGAAAGACUUCAUGAGGCAAUUCGAACAGAAUAUUGAACUGGGAGCUGGGAAACAGAUUCUGAAUCAUCCUGCUCUUCAGUGUAUUAAUUGUGUGACCUUGGGCAAGUCACUUAACCUUUCUGUGCUUCACUCUCCCUCUCUGUAAAAUGGGAGCAAUACCUACCCCUGUUUACCUACCUCACAGGGUUGUUGUGGGGAUUAAUUAGAUAUAAUGUCUGUAAAACAUUUGAGCUCCUUGGAGUACAGCUCACUAUAAAUACAAAAUAAUCUAUUAAAGUUGGUUUAUUUGUGC
Dromiciops gliroides (monito del monte) is the source of this 4976-nucleotide messenger RNA. It is a transcript of the gene USP12, whose product is annotated as ubiquitin specific peptidase 12. Gene Ontology annotation, molecular function: cysteine-type endopeptidase activity; cysteine-type deubiquitinase activity. Lineage: Eukaryota; Metazoa; Chordata; Mammalia; Microbiotheria; Microbiotheriidae. The coding region runs from base 1050 to 1802 and encodes 250 amino acids. The transcript is spliced from 11 exons. The record is from RefSeq and is a predicted model, not a curated record. Gene Ontology annotation, cellular component: cytosol; nucleus. Gene Ontology annotation, biological process: protein deubiquitination.